AUGGGACUGAAGUAUGUGCGUUUUGAAAGCCAACACAAAAUGGAUCUGGAGUUUCGGAACGUGACAUACACCGUGUACAAUAAAAUAGUUAAAGGGGCCGGAAAACAAGUUAUCAAAGGUGUUAGCGGCAGGUUUAUGUCCGGACAGCUCAUAGCUAUAAUGGGACCUUCUGGCGCAGGAAAAAGCUCUCUUCUGAAUGUUAUAUCUGGGUUAAAGUCUGCCGGAGUAUCAGGUGAAUUAUUAGUAAACGGUCAGACACGAAAUGAGCAGUAUUUCAAAAGAUCAUCAUGCUAUAUAACACAAGAAGAUCUUCAUCAGCCGCUCCUAACGGUACGUGAGGCUAUGGAUGUUGCAGCCAAGUUUAAACUACCCAAAGGAGCAAAAAUACCUUCUGAAGAUAUCCUACACCAGUUAGGACUGCUUGAACAUCAACAUACUAGAACAGAUAAACUUUCUGGUGGACAGAGAAAACGAUUAUCGAUAGCUUUAGAAUUAGUAAACAAUCCACCGGUUUUCUUCCUUGAUGAGCCAACAAGCGGUCUCGAUACAGUCACAACAUCGCAAUGUGUGAAAUUAUUGCGACAAUUGGCGAGACAGGGAAGAACGGUGGUGUGUACGAUACACCAGCCCCCUGCUUCACUUUUCGAAAUGUUCGAUCAGGCCUACAUAUUGGCUGAUGGCCGAUGUAUUUAUCAAGGUGAUACAGACGCGAUGGUUCCCUUUUUAAGCACCGUCGGUUUGACGUGUCCGCGCCAUCACAACCCUGCAGAUUUUAUAAUCGAAAUGACUGAGGAUCCACAAAAUAUAAAGAUGCUGUGCGAUGAAAUGUUAAAUGGUAGAAUCUAUAAGUCAGCUAAAGUAGAUUCCACGCCAAUAGAACCUGUAAAUAACUUGCAACUUAAGGUUUGUUACCAAAUAGAAGACGAGUCUGGUGAAACUGAGAUUGUAUUAUCAAAUGAAAAAUGUACAUAUACAGUAAAACAGUUAAAUGAAGCAAGCAAUUCUACGAUAUCCUUAAGUCAAAUAUCAAGAGACGAUUCGUCUUUAGCUUGGAUGAAAAUGCAAAAUACAACAAACCAGUACCCAACGACAUAUUUUGAGCAAUUCAGAAUACUUUUGUGCAGAAUGUUGUUACAAAUAUCAAGAAAUAGACAAGGACUAUGGAUUCAAACAAUACACCACUUGAUGUGCUCAGUUCUUAUAGGGUUAUGCUUCUUCGGUACGGCUAAUGAUGGCACCCAAAUGUUCAACCAUUUGAAAUUUUGUGUGGGCCUAGUUAUAUUCUUCUCAUACACGCAGAUAAUGGUGCCAGUGUUAGUAUAUCCGCAAGAAGUGAAACUAGUUAAAAAAGAGCAUUUUAAUAGUUGGUACAGUUUGUUCCCGUAUUAUGCUGCGCUAACAGUGUCAAAGUUGCCAGUACAAAUAUCGCUGAAUUUAUUAUUUUGUACCAUUGUCUUCUUUAUGGUCGGAGUUCCGUUCAGUGUUGCCAGGUUCAUGGUAUUCUGUAUAGUUGGCAACCUUGUGUCUCUAGUCUCUGAGGGCAUUGGUAUGGCGAUUGGAUCUGUUUUCAGCGUGAGGAAUGGAUGCGCCAUUGGUCCGGCAGCUAUCGCACCUUUCCUUGGUCUCGCGAUAUACGGCUUCGAUUUCGCGCAUAAAAUUCCUCUACUCAUGAACAUUCUUAUGAAAACUUCUUUCAUCAGAUGUGGUGUAGUGGCUAUGGUCUUAACUGUAUUUGGCUUCGGAAGAAAACCUUUAGAAUGCGAUGACGUUUACUGCCAUUUUGCAAAACCAGAUGUCCUUCUAAAGUAUUUGGAUAUUGAAAACAGUUCGGUGUGGUUGGAAAUAGCAAUAAUGUUUGGUAUCAUGGUCUCCUUCAGAUUCCUUUGCUAUAUGGGGUUAAGACAUAGAUUUGCCACG
Brenthis ino (lesser marbled fritillary) is the source of this 1917-nucleotide messenger RNA. Lineage: Eukaryota; Metazoa; Arthropoda; Insecta; Lepidoptera; Nymphalidae. The record is from the annotation of a GenBank genome assembly.